Populus euphratica (Euphrates poplar) is the source of this 815-nucleotide messenger RNA. RefSeq names its product autophagy-related protein 8i. The coding region runs from base 177 to 533 and encodes 118 amino acids. The transcript has 5 exons. NCBI's taxonomy places the organism in Eukaryota, Viridiplantae, Streptophyta, Magnoliopsida, Malpighiales, Salicaceae. The record is from RefSeq and is a predicted model, not a curated record.
UUGGCAAGCAACAGCGCAUAACUUGACACGACUGGCUAAUCUAUUUCUGGCUGUCUUUUAAACAAUAAUUCCAACGCCUCCUCCUCAUUCCUGCUAAUUGCUAUAAUCAUUUCCUCCAAAUUGUCUCAUCACCGACACAAAAACUCUAGAAGAAAAUCAUUAUUUGCAUCAAAUCCAUGGGAAAGGCCACGUCUUUCAAGAAUGAAUUCACAUUUGAUGAGAGACUUGGAGAAUCAAAGAAUAUUAUUGUCAAGUACCCAGAUCGAGUUCCUGUUAUUAUUGAAAGAUAUUCGAGGACGGACCUGCCGGCAAUGGAAAAGAGAAAAUUCUUGGUUCCCCGAGACAUGACCAUCGGGCAAUUCAUCCACAUUUUAAGUAGUAGGCUAGAGUUGACUCCUGGAAAGGCUCUGUUCGUAUUUGUGAAGAACACAUUGCCUCAAACAGCAAGUCAAAUGGAUUCAAUCUAUGAAUCUUACAAGGAUGAUGAUGGCUUUCUGUAUAUGUGCUAUAGCAGCGAGAAAACAUUUGGCUAAGCUGUACCUUCCUUUCCCCUGAAUAGUUGAUUUCUGUCUUUGUAAGUAUCAAAUAAUUCUGUGUGGACAUACUUGUGAGGCUCAACGCCAAACUCAUGCAAAUAAGUGUUCACGUGAUUCCUUCUGUAAAUUAUGACAUUCUGUAAAGUACAUUAAACCUUCUUUUCACUUCUAUAGCCGAAUGGAUUGACUGGCAAUUACCGUGGCCAAUGUAAUCUUAUACUUGACGAUUUGUCUGGCAACUGUAUUAAUAUAAACACCGCCAUGUCCUCAGUUUUUGCU